This is a messenger RNA of Prunus armeniaca (apricot), 738 nucleotides long. The record is from the annotation of a GenBank genome assembly. NCBI's taxonomy places the organism in Eukaryota, Viridiplantae, Streptophyta, Magnoliopsida, Rosales, Rosaceae.
AUGGCCUUCUCUUCUUGCUUUUGCCAUUCUCAGUUCUCCCUCAAGGUUGACUAUGCUAAGAAGACUAUAAGACAUUCGAGUAACUAUAAAAGCAUCACAUUUUCACUCGGAAGUUCUCAUACUCAAGUCUUCGGUCAACAGCUUGAGACAAUAGGAGUUCAAUUACACAGGGAAUGGAGUUUUGUAGGAGGUUCAACAGUUACUGUAAGACCAAAACUCGAGAGAUCCAUUCCACACCGAAAAGGCUCUGGAAUAUAUGUCUCAUGGUUGGCAAGUUCUCAAAUUGCAAGCAGAGUUUUUACUUUGGGAACAACUGCAGUUCUCCCAUUUUAUGCCCUCAUGGUUCUGGCACCUAAAGCUGAACUGACAAAAAUGUCUUCGGAAAGUAGCAUACCGUAUAUUCUGCUUGGAGUUCUCUAUGCUUAUCUACUAUACCUCUCUUGGACUCCUCAGACGCUACGGUUGAUUUUUGCAAGUAAAUACUGGCUACCUGAGCUGACUGGUAUAGCAAAGAUGUUCUCCAAUGAGAUGACAUUAGCUUCUGCCUGGAUUCAUUUGUUGGCUGUCGAUCUCUUUGCUGCAAGGCAGGUUUUCUGCGAUGGUCUUCAAAACCAAAUUGAGACUCGGCAUUCAGUUUCUCUUUGCCUGUUUUUCUGUCCCAUUGGAAUUCUUACUCAUGUCAUUACGAAAGCACUUACUAAAAGUGCUGGAAGCACUAGCGGGCACAAAACACCUUGA